Messenger RNA from Klebsormidium nitens, 1847 nucleotides. The record is from the annotation of a GenBank genome assembly. NCBI's taxonomy places the organism in Eukaryota, Viridiplantae, Streptophyta, Klebsormidiophyceae, Klebsormidiales, Klebsormidiaceae.
CUUGCAAAGAACAGAGCAUGGCUGCCGCCCCAUGUCUUAUAUCAAACGCCUUGCUCCUCCUCUUCUAUCAAAGUCGUCAGAACUCCAUAAUUUUUGAGCGCACACUUGGGAAGCUGCCUUGCAGUUAACCAUGUCGACAAAGUGUUGCGAGUUUGGUGCAAAUUGAAGCCUUGAGACUCCGCUGGACAAGGUUUCCAAGAUGACUUUCUGGUUGAAUCUUGGCUUUGUGAAGUCAAUUCUGCGUCAUCUGCAGCUCUGGAAAGCUGCUGCGUUGGUGGUUGCGGAUGCCUCAGUCCCAAAGAUAACGCUUCCCGAUGGCCGACAAGUGGCGUACCUGGAGAAAGGGUGCCGGCCGUCAGAUGCAAGGCAUUCCCUACUAUUGUUGCACGGCCUGGGGUCAUCCAGACUGUCUAACAUGCCAGGCAUUUCCAACGAGACCCUGGCUGACUACGGCGUCCGCAUGGUCGCCAUCGACCGCCCCGGAUACGGACAGUCGGACGCGCGGCCGGGACGCACUUUCCGGUCCGAAGCGCAUGACUUGGCACGGGUUGCGGACGCUUUACAGUUCCCGGAGAAGUUCUGGGUACUUGGAUACUCCAUGGGGGGAGCUUUUGCAUGGGGCGCUAUCAGGUACAUACCGGAGCGCCUGGCCGGGGCGACCCUGUGGGCUCCCGUCGGCAGCCUGCACUGGCCGGGGCUGACGUCACAGGAGCGGGCCGACAUCUGGCGGGAGAUUCCGGGGGACUCCAAGUACACCAUAGCGUAUGGGCGGCACGUCCCCCGAUGGGCGCUCGACUUAUGGGCACAACGCGUGAUCCUGCCCAACACCGGCGAUCGCUGGGUUCGGCACGGAAUGAAGCGCUUUUCGCCGCCCGACAAAGCGUACCUUCAGAAACCGGGCGCGGCUGAGAUGCUCACGAAGGACAACACGGAGGCGUUUCGACAGCGCUCGGGGGCGCCGUUCGCCGACGACAUCCACACGAUGGCCGGCAGCUGGGGCUUCGAGCCGGGGGACCUCACCGGGUUCGACAAACCCAUCCACAUCUGGCAGGGGACGGAAGACUGGCUGGUGCCGAAGGGCUUCCAGCGGUACGCCAAGCGGCGGCUGCCGCGGCUCCACCUUCACGAACUAGAGGGGGAGGGACACCUGUCCUGGUUCUGCCACAACGAGGCCAAUCAGCGCAAGGUCCUCGAGUCAAUGUUCGGACCCCCCAUCUCGCUGAAAACGUCCAAGAUCUGAGGGUUGACAACGUUGCGACAAAAUGAAUGAUUGAAAGAGUGAUCGGAGCCCGAGGGCUGUACUAUCAAUAGGAUAUAUAGGACGGCCUUAAGCUGACUCGUGUUCGUGAGUCAGGGUUGAUCAACUGCGGGCAUCGUAGCGGGCAUCGGGAAUGAAAGAGAAUCAUCGGAGUUAGGGGUUAUACAGACAGGUGUAUCCGAAAUGAUCAAUCCCUGCUGGUCGUAACUCCAAACUUCAGAAUAGCAAGCCGCUCGCAAAGCUAGGAACAGCCCAAUUUAAGAGAGAUCAAUCAUGUGUGGCCAGGUAGGGUUGCGGGUGCCAAGGUUCAGGGUAGUCUAGGUUAGUAUAUAGCUUCACGUUUGAAAUAUGCUCGGUCAUUGGCGCGCAGGUCUUAAUGUUGUUCUCCGACAACGCUCACGUAAUUAUAGACGUGCAGGUCACUGAGGAGAAUGCAGCAGUCGUCUUAGGGUCGAUAUGGUGUGGAGCAGCCGUGACUGGAAAAGCUAAAUUGUAGUGGGUGGAGACGUAUUCUGAGGGUUUUGUCACGAUCAACAACCUAUGCUUUCUUCUAACCUCGGAAACUUGAAAGGUCGCGUGCAUAGACGAG